ACGAAAAGGGCAGAUAGGCAACGGUUUAUAAUUUGGAAAAUUUAUUAUAAAUUAAAAUAAAUACUUGCUUGAUCUACCUGUUAUUAUUCAUCUCAGUGUGAUAUUACGUUAAGUGCUUAUAACCGUUGAAUGAAAUAUCAAAUGAUAAUACUGGAUAAAUAAUUAAACAACGAGAUGUCAUUUAGAGAUACAAAAAUCUUCUCGGCUGUCAUUCAAUAAACGAAAGUACACAAUUAAUAAAAAAUAUUCAAAGCAAUAUGAUAGAAAAAAUUGUUGGUUUUUCACAAGAUACCCUUGUCUAUCAAAGUGGGCAAACAAUCAAAGCAAAAAGGUUCCUACAAUACAUUGCAAGUUUAGCAGUCUCCAUAGGUGCAAUAGCAUCUGGAGUGACAAUAUCAUGGACCUCACAAGCUGGUACAGAUGGUGUCAAUAUAGCAACCAUAUAUAAAAUCGCUGUUACACCAGAAGAAUAUUCAUGGAUUGGAUCACUCGCAGCACUUGGUUCUGCAGUAGUGUGUGUACCUAUUGGUACUCUUGCAGAUAUAAUAGGCAGAAAAUAUUCUAUGCUAAUGCUUGUAAUUCCUUUUACAAUUGGCUGGCUUUGUAUUAUCUUUGCAAAGUCUGUCGCUUUUUUUUAUGUCGGAAGGUUCUUAACAGGUUUUAGUGGCGGAGCCUUUAGUGUGACUGGUCCUAUGUAUACCUCAGAAAUUGGUGAAAGUGAAAUUCGUGGGAGAUUAGGUACAUUUUAUCAUUUAUUUAAAACUGUGGGUAUUUUAAUAGUAGCCGUUCUAUAUUUAAUUGACAUAAAUAUGUAUCAAUUAUCCAUUAUAUCUGGAUUCAUACCAAUAAUCUUUGGUAUAGCAUUUUCCUUUAUGCCAGAAAGUCCCGUAUAUUAUUUACUUAAAGGAAAUGAAGAUGCUGCUAGAAAAAUAUAUAUUAAACUUAGAGGUUCUCAAUAUGAUGUAGAACAAGAAUUAAGUAUGCAGAAAAAAAUGAUAGAAGAGGUUAAUAAAAACAAGGUAUCUUUCCUAUCUUUAUUGAAAUCUAAAGCUUGUAAAAAAGCCAUAUUAAUAUCGUAUGGACUUAUGACAUUUCAACAAUUGAGUGGAGUAAAUGUUGUUGCAUUUUACAUUGGUUUUAUAUUUGACAAAGCAGGAGGUUUUCUUGGACCUAAGGAAGCUACUAUUAUCGUAGGAGUAAUUGCAAUAACUAUGGUGUUUAUAAGCAUAUUAACAGUCGAUCGUCUAGGUAGAAGAAUAUUACUUACAAUAUCUUGUCUUAUUAUGUGUUUAUCUAACUUAGCACUUGGUAUUUACUUCUAUCUCUUGGAAACAACAAGUACAAGUACUCUAGGCUGGUUACCUUUCUUGUCUGUUUGUUCUUUUAUAAUUUCAUUUGCAAUUGGGUUUGGUCCUCUUCCGUGGAUGAUGAUCUCAGAACUUUUUACACCUGAUACCAAAAGUAUCGUUGGUAGUAGUGCUUGCUUUUUGAAUUGGACACUGGCAUUUAUAGUCACUAAAACUUUUGUUAAUUUAAAUGAUAUUAUUCAUGUCUAUGGUACGUUUUGGUUAUUUUCUCUUUUUUGUGCUGUAGGUGUCAUUUUUGUUUUAUUCUUUGUUCCAGAAACGAAAGGAAAAACGUUAGAACAAAUUCAACGCGAAUUAAGCGCAUAG
Molecule: messenger RNA, 1673 nt
Organism: Vespa velutina
Lineage: Eukaryota; Metazoa; Arthropoda; Insecta; Hymenoptera; Vespidae
Product: facilitated trehalose transporter Tret1-like
Exons: 2
Coding region: 258-1673 (471 amino acids)
Biological process (GO): transmembrane transport; carbohydrate transport
Cellular component (GO): membrane
Molecular function (GO): sugar transmembrane transporter activity
Source: RefSeq, a predicted model, not a curated record